AUGAAAGUUGAUUUAGACAAUCUUAGUAGUGAUGAUGAGUUACCAUUACAUACAGGUUUAGGAUUCAAGAAAUCUAAAAUAAAUAAUGACAAAGAAUAGAGUUUAAAAAUGGAAAUGGAAAAACCAUAUUAGAGAGCUCGAUUAAAUCUAUUUUAAGAAGAAUUUGAAUAGACUCCAAAAUAAUUGAUUUAAGAAACUUAGAACAAUUAAAAUUAAUAUCUAUAUAAAGAAUUUUAGAGGAGUUAAGCAUUUGCUAAUUUUUAAAAAUCUAAUGCUUCCUUACUAUCAAAUGUAGAUAAAGGUGUAACUGUAAAGAUAUUUGAUAAGAAUAUGCCAAAGAAUAAAUAAGUUAAUGAAACUGAAUAUAGGAUAAAGUAAAAGCGAUCAGUCCAAUUUAAUCUUGAAAAUAAUGUUAUUCAUCCAAUAUUUAAACAUGAAUUUGAGUAUUUAACAUUAGCAGAAAAGCUUCAUCUCUCAAAUAAUAUAAGACGCUCUUGGUAAUUAUAUAAAAUAAAUUCUGAUUCUGAAGUAGAAGCAUAAGAUGAGGAGAGUGAAGAUUCUAUAAUUAAUAUUGUAAGUGAAGUGUCUGAUCCUUAACCUAAGAGUAUUUUAAGAAAGAAACCCUAAAUCUUUAAAGAAGAUGAUGAUACUAAGAAAACAAUCACAGUUGAAUCAGUUGUAUUUAAAGAUAAUAAAAAUAAAAAAAAUCUUACUUAAAGAGAAAAAAAGACUUUAGAAAAAAGAGUUGAAGAUCAUGAUUAUGGAGUUGGAUUGAAAUUGCUAUAAAAAUAAGGAUAUAAAUAUGGUGAAGGUUUAGGUGCCAAUAAAUAAGGUAUAUUAGAACCUGUUAGUGCUGUAAAGAAAUAAUCAUUUACAGGAUAAGGUAUCUAAGAAUAUGAAUAUUAAGAAGAAUAAGAUGAUAAGGAAUAAAUUAAUUAAGAAAAUAAAAAGAAAACAUUAUUUGAAUCUAAAAAACUUAAUAAAUAUGAAAAAUAAUGGAGGAAAAAAUAAAAUAAAUUAGUAGAAUAACCUUCUAUUCAAUACAAAAAAGAAGAAGUAUAAAAUCUAGAUAGAAAUCAUAUUAUGGGAAAUCUUAUUAAAGAAAAUAUUAGUAAUAAUAAUUAUAAAAUAAUUGAUAUGACAAGUUAGGAUAUUAAUGAUUAUUUAAAUAAGUCUUAGGAUAUAUAAGUAUUAAAUAAUUCAAAAGUUAGGGAAUAUUUAAAAGAAGUUUAAGAAUUAACUUGGUCAGUAUAAAAAUUAUUAGAAAAGCGUCUAGCAAAAUGGGAAAAUAAUGAUUAGAGUAUUAAGAAGGAGAAAGAUAAGAUUAUUAUUUUAGAACAUGAAAAAAAAGAAGAAAUAAUAUAAUUUACAUAAUGGAACAAUUCUGUAAAAAGAAAAGAAGAUUUUUUAAAUUAUUUAAAAUUCUUUAAAGAAGAUGAUGUAAUAAUUUCUAAUGAUUAAUUUCCAAUAUUUGCUAAAUUCGAAGAAUGUUUUAGGAAAUUUAGUGAUUAAUUUAUUUAAUUCAAUUUAAUUGGUUUAUUAGUUAAAAAUGCAGAAUAAGAAAUUAAGGAAAUGACUAUUAAAUGGAAAGGACCUCUUACAAAGAUAGAUAUUUUAUAUAAUGAACAUCAAUUAAUAUCAAAAGUGAUUAAUUUGGCAAAGGAUGUAUAUAUAUAAAAGAAAUCUUAAAAUUUAAGCAAGUAUGCUGAAUAAUUAGAUGUUUUUAUAAUAAAUAAUUAAAUAUCGACAUCAGAUUUAAAUACUUUAAAAAGAUUCAUUGGUAUAUUGAUAAGUCCAAUUAUAAUUAGAUUAAGAAAUUAUAUUUCUACAAUUUAUGAUCCAAGUUCAGAAAAUAAUUUAGUUGAUUUUUUGGAAUUAUGGAUUUAAGAUUUAGCAUAGGUUGAAACAGAUGAAACAGGAUUAUAUUAAUUUUAGACAAUAAGAAUAUUUGAUGAAUAAGUAUAAAAGGAUAUAAUGGGUAUAGUUAUGUCUAAAUUAAAACUUAAAAUUUAAGAAUGGAAUCUGAAUUCAAAAAUAUCUUUACAUUAAUGGUUAUAACCUUGGAUUAAUUCAAAAUUGAAUAAUAAGGAUUUGAUUGAAGAAGUAGAGAAAAAAUUAAAAUAAUUGAAAUUUAACGAUAGAGAUGACUUUGGUUUUAGUAUAUUGUAACCUUGGGCAUAAAAUUUAGGUGAAAAUUGGAAAAAUCUUUUAUAUAUGUAGGUUUUACCAAAGAUGUUAUUUUGUCUACACAAUUUAGAAAUAAAUCCAUAAAAUUAGAAUGUUUAACCUAUAAGAGAAAUUUACAAGUGGAUGGAUGAAAUUGAACCAUAUAUAGAAAUGAUUUUCUAACCAUUAAUUGAGAAAUUGAAUAUAACUUUAGAGAAUUGGAUAAAGCAAGAAGGAAAUAGAGAUGAAAUGAACAAGUAAUUCAAUUUAAAAUUAUUAUUUAGAUGGUUAGAGGGAUGGGAAAGAUUUUUAAUGAAAAGAGUUAUAUAAAAAGUGUAUAAGUUUUAAAGCCUAUUCAAUUCGAUGAAACAAAAAAUUAAAUGAUGAUAGUUAAGUUUUAU
Messenger RNA from Paramecium sonneborni, 2567 nucleotides. The record is from the annotation of a GenBank genome assembly. NCBI's taxonomy places the organism in Eukaryota, Ciliophora, Oligohymenophorea, Peniculida, Parameciidae.